This is a messenger RNA of Lachancea dasiensis, 2577 nucleotides long. The record is from the annotation of a GenBank genome assembly. Lineage: Eukaryota; Fungi; Ascomycota; Saccharomycetes; Saccharomycetales; Saccharomycetaceae.
AUGAAGUUUGCCGAACAUCUGCGCGAGUCGGCCGUCCCAGAAUGGAUUGAUAAGUACAUUGACUACAAAACUGGUAAGAAGAAAUUGAAGGCUUGCAGAAAGACAAUUGCCGCAAGUAAAAUUCUCGUCAACAAUGUUCCUGCAAUAAAUACACCACGCUCCCCGCCUUCCAAUGAGGAUGCGCGGUACUGUAAACACAACGAUUAUACCGACGCCCAAAAAUACUUUGUUAAAGAGUUCGUUGAGAAGUGGGUUAUUGAUCAAGAGUUAGAAAAGUGUAAUGAUUUCUAUCUCUGGGAGACUAAUCAAUGUGGGAAACGGUUCGAUACUCUUCAGGACCAAAUAUCCAGGUACAAGGUUCAUAAGGAGCAGCUUGAAAACAUAGAUAGGGGUCAAAAACAAGUGACUCUGAAUUCUUAUGGAGCACUGGAAGAUGCAAACUCACGUCCUAUGUUCCAAUUCAACAAUUCGUGGUCAUCCCACUUGUCUCGAACUUUGCAAGAUCUCGAACUCAUGCCGUCGCUACCGAGUUUUGCACCUUUUAAAAGGUUAUUUGGUCAGUUGGAUCGUAAGUCUGAGCCCGUAGUAGGAAAAGGGGAGACAUUUACGCCAGCGAAAUUGAGCAACAACCAAAUUACACAGCGUCUCUCGGAUGCGUUAAUUGAAGAAUAUCUUUUAAUUCAACUGAUCAAAAACUAUCGGGAGGUGAAUGUGACCGGAUUUCGCAAAAUAGUGAAGAAAUUUGACAAAACAUGUUCGACAGCAGAACUGCCGCAUUUCAUGGAAUAUGCGAAAGCAACUUUCCCUCUUUUCCAUGAUGCAGAUGCCAGUGCCAAUGCUAUGGCUCAAAAUUUGCGAGAUACCGUAAUGAUCCGCCCACCCGCCAAUCUAGACUCUCACCUUCGGGCCACUGAUCCGUUGAUAAUGUGGGAACAGCACAUAACAACUUGGUAUACUGAUAUUCUAGCUACUUCAUCCAAAGACCGCAAACGAAAAUCAGCCAGGCUGAAAAACCUUUCCCUUGAGUAUUCUCUAAGUGAGCGGAAAAUUCAUCGUUUCAAUAGGGCCAUACUUCAAAUGUUCGCAGGAGGCUUGUUCACAGGUGCUUCCUUGAUUUUAGUGGCUUAUACAUUGUUUGUGGGUUUUACAGCAUCGCCAAUAUCUAACUUACACCGAUUGCAUAUUCCCCUAUGGGGUGGUUGGUACAUGGUGUUUUUGAUGAUAUUUUUGUACCUUGUUGAUUGUUACGUGUGGCACAAAAAUAACAUCAACUACAGGUUUAUCAUGUUCGGGGAAAUGCACUCACGACACGGAGCUGUACUUUUCAACAAUGACUUCUCAACCACAAAAAUCCCCCUCCUUUAUUACUUUGCAAGCGUUCUCUCUUUCCCGCUGACAGUAUUGAGUGUAUUAAGUUUCCACGCUGGCAAAUUAAGUCCCUAUUCAAUUAUAUGGAUCGUAAUGAUAGUCUGCCUCUUUUUUCUGCCCAUGUUCCAUCGUUAUAAGUUUGGGAGCAUUCCCUACUGGGACAAACUGUCAACUUCUGUCAAAUGGUUAACAGUUACAUUUAUUAGAUUGAUAUUUUCGGGAUGCUUCCCUGUUCAGUUUGGGGACUUCUUUAUGGGCGACAUUUUUGCGUCACUGACAUAUUCCAUGGCAGACGUCGCACUGUUCUUUUGCAUUUACUCAAAUACGCCUGAUGGACUGUGUGGCUCCUCUCAUUCAAAAUCCAUGGGGGCUCUGAGCUGCUUACCGAAUUUCUGGAGAUUCUUGCAGUGCUUGCGGAGAUUUGCUGAUUCCGGUGAUUGGUUCCCACACUUGUUAAACGGUUUUAAAUAUGCCAUGGGCAUCUGCUAUAAUGCUUCUUUAUGCGCAUAUCGCCUUUCCUUUACGUCAAACAGAAGGGGUAUAUUCAUAACGUUCGGAACCGUAUAUGCCAUAAUCGCAUCAUUAUGGGAUGUAGUCAUGGAUUGGUCGCUACUUCAAAGAAAUUCCCGAAACUGGCUUCUACGAGAUGACUUAUAUUUGGCUGGCAGAAAGAACUGGAAGACGGGCGCCUAUUCCAGGUCCAGAAAAAUGGUUUAUUAUGCUGCAAUGAUUGCAAAUGUGAUCAUCAGAUUUGAAUGGAUUGUUUAUGCUGUGGCACCUAAAACUAUUCAGCAAAGCGCAAUUACAUCAUUUAUUUUGGCGGCAUUGGAGGUGUGUCGAAGAUUUGUUUGGGUGAUAUUUCGUGUCGAGAACGAACACGUUGCUAACGUACAUUUAUUCAAAGUUUCUGGUGAAAUUUCACUUCCAUUCCCGAGCACAUUGAGCUCUGGCUCAGAGGCUGAUGUUGCUUCGAUAGCUAGUGGCCGAUAUUCGAUGUCAGAACUCAGUUAUCCAGAGUUGCCUCACGCGGCCUAUCGCAGAAGUGCAACCUUGCGUGAAUCGCAUUCAAGCGAAAUAUUCAAGACCUUCAGCAAAUCCAUUCCUUGGGCCCACGCGAAGGACUUUCAAAGGCCGCAAGGCCGUCCGGACCAGGAGGAUAAAGGAGAGGAAAGUGACGCUAGUGAGAGUGAAGUGGACAGUACUGUCUAA